Limulus polyphemus (Atlantic horseshoe crab) is the source of this 3787-nucleotide messenger RNA. Its product is annotated as transcriptional regulator Myc-like. The record is from RefSeq and is a predicted model, not a curated record. The coding region runs from base 359 to 1672 and encodes 437 amino acids. Lineage: Eukaryota; Metazoa; Arthropoda; Merostomata; Xiphosura; Limulidae. Gene Ontology annotation, molecular function: protein dimerization activity; RNA polymerase II cis-regulatory region sequence-specific DNA binding; DNA-binding transcription factor activity, RNA polymerase II-specific. The transcript has 3 exons. Gene Ontology annotation, biological process: regulation of transcription by RNA polymerase II.
UAAAUAUUUGUAUUUUAAAGCUAAUCACACUAGGUACGAAUAUAGUCAUAAACUUAAAAGUUAAAAGAACUAGAGUAUAGAGCUUGCAGAUCAAAAAUGGCAUUGGUUUCAGGUUUUUGUUGGGAAUAUCAGGUUUAGUUAGAAAGGAAACGCGUAGGAACACACUGUAAACACUUAUUUUCUUCAUUGUAUUUACCGAGUGAGAACAUAAACUGGCAAACGGAGAGGGGAUGAUGUAACCACACGUUCAGUGAGUCUGUCGCUGCGUUCGUUUUUCGAAAAGAUUAAAGGAACUCAGCAAGAAUGUGCGCUAGAAGUGAGCUACGUCAAAACUAAGGUUAUCGUUUAAAAAGGAAACAUGUUCUUUAAAAGAUGUCUAGAGGCCUGUUCGAUGCCCUUCAACGUAGACGAAGGUUUUAAUUAUCUAUCAACUCACAGCGAAUUCUACAACACGACAGUUCCGAGCGAGAACAUCUGGAGGAAGUUUGAUCUUCCAACGCCUCCGCGCUCACCUGGAUGCAUUUCAUACGACGACGAAAAUCAUCAACAAUUUAGCGCAUGUGAACGUUUACAACUGGUGACGGACCUACUAGACAGUGACUUUUUACCGUCUCAAAAUAUUUCAGAUCUCGAUUGUUAUUUUGGAGCUUUCAAUGCUUGGCCAGGAGUGGUAGGAUCAACAAAGGCCAAAGAUGGGCUGAAAGUGGACCUCAUGCAUGAUUGCAUGUGGUCUGGUCGUUGCACUGACGAUUGUAAGCAGAAAGAAACAAAUAAGUGUCAAGCUCCUAUAGAUAAAACUCUCCAUCCCAUAUCAUCUUCUCCACCUAGUAGUCUUUCUACUGCAUUAGAUUUAGAGUCCUUGACUGACGACGAUUCUGUCGAAUUUGUAGAUCCUUUAACCACCUUGUCCUAUGUCUCGAGUUCCUUGCGUAACGAUCAUAGUUAUUAUCAGCAGCAUUGUCAAACACACGAUAAUGAUUACAAGACGAAAAAGUUACAUCAGGUUGGCUCGACUUUUAACUGUUCUGCUCCAACACCUGGUCUAGAGCACCUUGACAGUGAUACUCCAUCAGAUUCCGGCGAGGAGAUAGAUGUUGUGACUGUUGAAAAUUUGCCAAUUAAAUGCAAAAACAAGGGAAAACAACGGAAAGAACCAACUAAACACGUUUGUAGUGCUUCAGAAGUUUUAUCUUAUUCUGUUCAGAAUGGGAAACUGGUUGCUCGAAAAGCAAUUAAACGGCUUGUAUUAUCAAACAGUAACAGUGAUUCCUGUUUUAUUGUAGGAUGUAUUCAACCAUCAAAAAUACGACGGUCAAAAAAAAAGUUUGAGGAAGAUCAGAUUAAUAAAUUAAGGACUAGGGGAAGUUGUAGUAGUCGCUCUAGCUCCGAUUCUGAAGAUCCAAUCCGAAUAAGAAAAGAGCACAACAGCAUGGAAAGAAAAAGACGAGAUGAUUUACGUUUCGCCUUUCAGACUCUCAGAGAAAAUGUACCUGAACUAAAGAAUAAUCCCAAGGCCCCAAAAGUAAUGAUCUUAAAACGAGCAACAACAUAUGCACACGAACUACUCAGUACAUGUGAAUUAUUAGAACACACUUUAAAAGCUGAAACAAAGAAAAAACUUGAGCUUGAACGGAAGCUCCAUCGACUAAGGAACAGAACCAGGGAUUUCUGACGUAGCUGAAAUUCUAAUGCAUUAAGUUUUUAUUAAUAGACAGAAUUAUUCAGAAUUAUAUCAUUUUUAAAUUUGUUGUUUUUAUUUACAUUAUUUAGGAUUAAAUUAUUUUUUGAACUGAACAUACGUUGUAAGUAGUGAAGGUUUUGUUGAUCGCUUUGUUCUUAUAUGUUAAUUCAUCAUCUCAGAAAUCUGAACAGAAUAUUUGUAUUGUGUGCGUGAAAGAUGCCAUUUCUAUAAAAAAGAAGGAAGAUUAAAAUGUAGUAAAUGUUGCCUUAUAUUCUCAGGCCGUGAGAAGUCGUGAAGUAGUAUUCAGGGAAAAGGAAACCAGUGUAGGUUGUCACUUAAAAGAAAGAGAGUUGAACUUUUUAAACCAUGAAACUUGGACAAGUUUUGUAUAACUUGAGUAGUUUCAAUUGUAUCUUUCUUAAUGUGUUUUUUCAUAAUUUCGAAUUGAUGUGUUGAUCAUAUUUUGCUCAUAUAUAUAUGUGCCUCUUGCACAAUGGAAAAAUACUGUACAAAUUAAAUUUAUACUUAGAGGAUAUUAGAAUGUUCAAAAGUAUGUGAGUUUUUACCCUUUUUUCCGUACGACUUAUAAUUUUAUUUAUAGAAGUGAACAUUUUAUUCUUCCAAUUUUACAUCCGGCUUAGUAAAUAAUACAAUGUCUUAUAUUAACGUCUACCGAAGCAAGUUACUAUGUAACCUACUUAUCAUAUUUAAACUAAUAAUUCAAACUCUUGUUUAAAAACAUACUCUCAAAACGUGUAUCUCAUUCAAUGAAACAGAAGCAUAAAUCUUAAAAGUUUCAUCAUUUGUCUGAGUAUCUAAAAUAGACAGUGAAUAAUUUGGAAAAUUAAUUGAUUUUUUUUAGCAACAUAGUUUCAACAAAAGAUAUUAGCAUUUUUCGCAUUUCUAAACAUACAUUAAAUUUUAAUUUACAUGGCAAAAAGUUGAAAAAGAUAUCAUGGAGUCCCUGUAAAAAAACUGUUGAUGAUAUAUUGUCAUUCUUGGUUUUCAGUGCAUUCCUUGUACAGUUCAUCUCAGGAUUGGCUUAUUGGAAUAAGCGAUCUUGAUAACUUCAAUAUUUUUUAGAAUGUUAAGAUAAAUUUUACGAAUUAGAUUUUUGAAGUGCCUUGUUAGUUAAUGUUUGUUCGAAAUUAUGGAUUUUCUAAUAUAAUCUUUUGGAAAUAGUUUAACAACUUCCUAUGAAAGUAUUGCAAUAUUAUAAAAAUAAAAAUAUAUAGAAAAAUAGAACUUUAGUUUGUUAAUGUAAAUUGUAUUGCCUUGAGUAAUUAAGGACGUACGGAUAAAAACCUUAUUUUCAGAUGUAGAAAUAACUUAGAAUAUAAAAUAAAAUUGGUCCUGAAGAAACUUGUAUGGUGACAUGUUGACUAUAUAAUUGUUUUCCCUUACAGCAAUUUACUUGUGAUUUCUAAUUUUUCAAUUGAUAAAAGAUCAGUAGUUUAUAACCACCGCAUUCAUGAAUUUCGUCGGUAAAUUUAGUAGUUCAUAAUUUUUAUUUUUUAAUAAUACAAAACUUUAUGAUAAAAUUAUUUUAUAAUUGUUUCUAAAAUUUAUCAGACAUAUCUGUAUGAAUGCACUUAGUUAAUUUAGUUACUUUAAUGAUUGUAUUUGUCUCUUUUUUUUUUAGCUAUAGAUUGUAUGAUGAAUGAUACCUAUCAAAAUACAUUUUUGUGUAAAUAAAUCACAAUCAGCGGGAACAAUCAAAUCAUAUUAGUGUAUCUGAUGAUAAUAAUUUAAAAAAAGCGUUUUAACAACUAUUUAUGUAGUUCAUUAUUCUAACAAGUGUUGACGAAAUAAUUCAGAAACUAUAAUUUACCGUAAUAUAAUAUUUUUUUUGCAUCUGAGUUUUAUUCUCAAAACCAAAAUGGUGAUAUACAAUGUCAAUGAGAGAUAUUUGCUGUUUAUGCUCUAAUGCAUUCGUUAGCAUAGUUUUGUAACUCAAAGUUUAUUACGUUGUGUAAUUAAAAGUUGAAUUAAUUAAAAAAUAUCUUACUAUGGAAACGUUAUCGAAAAUUGUUUCAUUAAAAUAAAUCAACAAUGUUUUAUGGUUUAUUUUACUUUUUUUUUAGCACUUUGUAAAUUAAAUUUUAA